AGUCUACAAAUGUUGACACACAUAUCGUCGAAAGGCGCUAUCAGCCAUGGCUAUCAGACCAGCUCGGGCAAUUUCCGAUUUCUUACUCAGUUGCGAAUGGAAACUCGAGGAAUGAUGGUCAAGCUACUCCUGAUUUGCCUGGUACUCUGGAGUGCUCUUCUCUUGGAGGCCUCUCCUUUGGGUAACCAAAAUAUCCUGGAGAUCGGUGGAAAGCAAUACUACAUUUCCUUGGCAAAGACCAACUGGUUCGAGGCAACAAACCACUGCCGUCAGAAGGGCGGAUUUCUGGUCAACUUGGAGAGCAGGGAGGAACUGGAGCUUCUAAGCCCCCACCUCCACCCAGCCUACAGCUAUUGGCUAUCCAUCAAUGACCUCGGCGUUCGAGGCGUAUACGCGUCGCAGGCCACUGGUCUAGAGGCUCCAUUUCUCAACUGGUCCGCCGGAGAGCCGGACAACAGCAGUGGCCACGAUCGAUGUGUCGAGCUUUGGUUAUCAACAACCUCCUUCAAGAUGAACGACCUGCCAUGCCAAAACGCAGUCGCCUUUAUUUGUCAGCUUAACUAGUAUAAAAAUCGGAACUUCCAGCGAAACAACAUGUUUUCUAUGUUUCUUAAUGUUGAAAUAAUAAAGCUGCAAUUUUUCUUACUGGCAUUUAAAAAACA
Molecule: messenger RNA, 662 nt
Organism: Drosophila erecta
Lineage: Eukaryota; Metazoa; Arthropoda; Insecta; Diptera; Drosophilidae
Product: C-type lectin 37Db
Exons: 2
Coding region: 10-564 (184 amino acids)
Biological process (GO): biological process involved in interspecies interaction between organisms
Cellular component (GO): external side of plasma membrane
Molecular function (GO): carbohydrate binding
Source: RefSeq, a predicted model, not a curated record